Molecule: messenger RNA, 2363 nt
Organism: Anoplopoma fimbria (sablefish)
Lineage: Eukaryota; Metazoa; Chordata; Actinopteri; Perciformes; Anoplopomatidae
Gene: tmbim4
Product: transmembrane BAX inhibitor motif containing 4
Exons: 7
Coding region: 307-1017 (236 amino acids)
Biological process (GO): negative regulation of apoptotic process
Cellular component (GO): membrane
Source: RefSeq, a predicted model, not a curated record
UGACUGUGUUUUUCGAAGUGGAGGCUGUCUUGACUAGUGGAUAACUUCAUAGAUAACUGUGGUCCACACUUCAACAUAGUAGUUGGCGGCAAUGCGCCUUAACGCUGGUUGUCACCCUCCAUAAAGCCGAAAAAAAUAAGAAUAAGAAAACACCUUUUUGUUUUUGUUUUGUUUACUCAGCUCGCCGACGUCACGUCCUGGCGUUGGUCACGGGCGCAGCAUCGCAAACACCAGUGUUUCCGUCUUCUCCUCGAGCCACAGUAACUACCUUUCUUUAGCUGGCUGAGAAAACGUUACAGAAGCACGAUGAGCACCGAAAAAUACCCCAGGUCUUCUAUAGAAGACGACUUUAACUAUGGCACGAAUGUCGCCACGGCCAGCAUCCAGAUACGUAUGGACUUCCUGAGGAAGGUGUACACCCUGCUGAGCGUGCAGAUCAUCCUGACCACAGCCACCUCUGCCCUCUUCAUGUUCUCUCAAACCAUCAAGGAGUUUGUCCACGCCAGUCCUGCUCUGGUUUUGGUUUCGGCUCUGGGCUCUCUGGUUGUAUUGGUGGCCCUGGCCGUGUACAGACACCAGCAUCCUGUCAACCUCUACCUGCUGCUCGUAUUUACUCUGCUGGAAGCUAUUUCUGUGGCCACAGCGUUGACCUUCUAUGAAUACUCCACUGUGCUGCAAGCCUUGUUCCUGACCUGUGCUGUGUUCGCUGGACUGACUGUCUACACCUUCCAGUCCAAGAGAGACUUCAGUAAAUUGGGAGCAGGACUGUUCGCCUGCCUGUGGAUCCUCCUCAUUGCAAGCUUCAUGAGGUUCUUCUUCAACAGCGACAGCACCGAGCUGAUCAUGUCUGGAGCAGGGGCCCUGGUCUUCUGUGGCUUCAUCAUCUACGACACCCACCUGUUGAUGAAGCAGCUCUCCCCCGAGGAGCACAUCCUGGCCUCCAUCAACCUCUACCUGGACAUCGUCAACCUCUUCCUGCACAUCCUGCGUGUCCUGGACUCCAUGAAGAAGCACUGAAAGACUCGCCACUCAGCCCAUUGGAAAACCCCCAGAUGCACCUGUGCUGUGAUGAACCUGAGUUCAUGUGAGUUUCUGUCCUGAAGUCCACCAAAGUUUAGAGUUUAGACAGGAAACCAUGUGAUUGGUGAACUGUCUUUGCGCUACGUACUUCUGUUUAUCUCACCCAACUCCUUUUUGCAACCGAUUGUCCUUUUGUAUUAUUUAAUGUGAUCUAUAACAGGGAAGUUUUGUUUGGUCUUAAACCAAAAUGUACUCCUCACAAUAUGAGACAGCUCAGUGACAUCAAGGUACACUACAUGAUUUGAGAGCUGUCUAGCACACAUUGUGCUUUGGACACCUUUGGUGUUAUAUAAUACUACCAUUAUAAAGGUAUACAUAGCACAUGCAAUAUACACUCUGUUGCAUUAGUUUCAGCUCAGCUUGGAAACACUGAGCUAAAACUAAUGCAGUCUUACACACAAGUCCUGAAAUGCGUCUAAGAUUCAUGAAUGUUGAAUAAUUCAGGAUUUGUUUAAAAGAAUUUAGAGAACUGUUGAUUUAACUGUCAGUUUUUGUUUUUUUUAUUACAAAAAUACUGGGAAUGUAUCCAUGUAAAUGUACAUAUGUAAAUAUACAUAUGUACAUUUAUUUAUAUAUAUAUUGUCAUAUGUGGCACUAGAGAAUACAGUUUUCAAGGUAUGUUUACAUACAGUACAGUAUCUCUCAAUUGGGUUUAAUAUUUACGCAUCAUUCCACAAAUGUAUUCUCAAACUGAAUUUAUUGUUGAAUGUCUUCAAUGUUGUCAAACAUGAGAGGUUUGGGUUCCAUCAGUAUCGGUGCACCCUUCUCAUGAUGCACAACAGCCAGAACGUGACGCAUUGUAUAUUCAGUUUAUUGAAGCGCAUGCCCAGUUUAAUUGAUAUCUGUGAUUGUACAUAUUUCCAUGGUGUAAAUGUAUCAGUGUACAGUUUAUUACUGAAGUAUUGCAGUUAAUGAAGGGUCACAUGUUAAGGGUUUAGAGAAAUACUAUGUGAUUCUAGAGAAAUCUCAAGCAUCAGGAUAUGGUUAAAUGUUAUGAAGACAUUUGCUUCAACCGCUCCUACAGAAUGAUUCAAUAAAUAGACCAAAUGGAAUUUUUUUUCAGCUUCAGACUACAGUGGUGCAUGUUUUAAUGUAAUUGAGUCUUGGUUUUGUAGUGGACUAACAAAAUUAUGAAUUUCUGUCAUUGUGUUUGUUUUGUUGAUUAUGGUUUAUGAUUGAUUGUCCCUUUAACUGCUGUAAACUCUGUUGUUGAACUUUCUGUAUGGAGCUGUCAGUCAUGUGAAAUUAAAUGUUGCCAUUUUGAAUGGAAAAAGUAACCGAGA